GGAGCCCCACUUAAGGGCCUCGGGCAGACCUUGCGAGGUCAGCACUCAUUUAGCUGAUUAAUUUUGAUGUUUAGUUUGAAGCGGACCUGUGGUGUAAUAUAAGAUUCUAAUCACUGCCUGUAAUUACAGAGCAGACCAAGCCACUAAUGAUGGAGCAGGAUAAAUCAACCAUCCUACUUAAAGGGGUCUCUUCAGUCUGAAAUACUGCAAAAUAAAAUAAUUACCAAAGCUCCUGUCCGGAGGGUCUCUUCAUACCUCGAAACAUCACAAGUCCCAAAACAAUAUUUUCAUGUCAUGGGGUUAAAAUUGGAAAAAUUUCCAGCAGUCUCAUUCUCAUUUUGAUAGAAGUUCCUGUAAGUACGCUGUAGUUGAUUGAAGGGCUUGUUGAGGCAGGUGUGGCCUUGUUAGCCCAUUUUACAGAUGGAUAGGCUUUCAGAAGUGGGGCUGUGGGUGCUAUUGCCACCCCCUAAGGGAGGACAGGUGGAUGUUGGUCUGUAGAGGUGUGGGGCUUGAGCUCUCCCAGGCCUCCUGUCUAAACCUGGCUAAUGACUGGGGGAACUGUACUGCCCCAUAUAUGGGGCACUGUUCAAUAUGGCAUAGCUCUGUCCUGCCUGAAAGUGCCCUUUGAAGUCUCCUGUGACUGCAGGUGGGCUGCCCUGUGUUCUGUCCCUUCUACCUCCCCAUUGCCACUGCAGGGCCAACCAUCUCUCCCUCACCUGUCCACACUACAGCAUUCUCGGUGACUUACCCUAGGAGAGAGCAGAGGAUAGGGGGGAGGCUAGGCUCCUGGUCUGCCAGUGUUUGGGCCCUUGGCAGUUGGUCCUCGGGCAGCCUUGUCAGUGUGCUGGGCAGAGGUUGACGUCCAAGGUCGUCUACCCACUUCUCAUGCCCUCUGAACUGUCUGGUCAUGGUUUCCUCUCCUAAGCAAGUAUGGUACCUCCCUUAUAGGAGACGGGCCCUUGACAGUGGUGGGACCCUAGAACUUGCCCACACCCACUAGGAGAGGGACAACAAAGGCCUUCUGAGCAAGAGACCAAUUGCUGAUGAGAGCCAAUAACCCUCUUCUACACAGCAGCAUGCUUCAGUGUGCCGAGCUUGCCAUCCUGGUUCUAGUGGGAGUCCUGUGGCCACUGGGACCAGGCAGUUUGCACAGUGAGCCUUUGUAGGGGAGUGGACAGGGGCAAGUUGAUGCAUGAUGUGUUUAAAAACACUUUACCUGUCUCUCAGCAUCCCAGCAUCACUGUUGACCUCCAAAGUGAAAGAAGAUGAGUGAGUCGAGCUCGAAGUCCAGCCAGCCCUUGGCCUCCAAGCAGGAAAAGGACGGUACUGAGAAGCGAGGCCGGGGCAGGCCACGUAAGCAGCCUCCGGUGAGUCCAGGGACAACGCUAGUAGGGAGUCAGAAGGAACCCAGUGAAGUGCCAACACCUAAGAGACCUCGUGGCCGACCAAAGGGGAGCAAAAACAAGGGUGCUGCCAAGACCCGGAAAACCACCACAGCUCCAGGAAGGAAACCAAGGGGCAGACCCAAAAAACUGGAGAAGGAGGAAGAAGAGGGCAUCUCCCAGGAGUCCUCAGAGGAGGAGCAGUGACCGCACAGUGCCGACUGCUCCCUGGCUAGGAGCAGCUUCCCUCUGGGACUGGACAGCGUCGUUCAGCUCCCACAGCCCCCUUCCCUGCCCUCCUCCCCCAAACUGCCCCCAGUCCCCAUGCGCCCUCCCCACCGCACACUACAGCACACCAGCGCUGCAGGGCUCCUGUGGCGAGUGCUUUCCUCCACCUCCCCGUGCCCUUCCCACCCACGCACACCUGCCUCUCCCAGACAAGGCUAACUUCCCACUUAGCCGCAGCGUGCACCUGCUGCGCCCCCACUCCCUUGUGGAGAAAUUGCUCUCUGAGCUCUUGGUUUGGGAACUUGCUCUGCUCCUCCACUGUUGCCUCUAGCUUCCCUUAAAGGGGCCUGGGAGGGCUCCCCUGGCCUUACGGGGGCCCAUGCCCCAUCCAUUUUGACAUGCCCACUCUGGCUAUACUGGCCUCAACCGGGGUUAUUCAACCCCCAGCCAAACUGUCCCCAGUGGCCCAUCUGCUCUCCCUCACCUCCCCUGCACUGGGUUGGACAACCAACCCCUUGUGGGAAACAGGUAAGAGGGCAAGAGGUGGGGCCCCACCCCCCAGCUUUCCCAUGGGAUCUAGCAUCCCCAUUUCUGCUCUAGGCGGUUCCCCUCAUCUGUGGGGCACUAAUAAGGAGCUCGCCCUGCCUACCCCCUCCCUCGCCUGCCCACACCCCUCCCCCAAGGUUCUGGUUCCAUCUUUUCCUCUGUUCACAAACUACCUCUGGACAGUUGUGUUGAUUUUUUUUGUUCAAUGUUUCAUUCUUAGACAUCAUCAUUGCUGCUGCUACCAGCGCCAAACAUUCAGUUCAUAGCCUCCCAUUCAGCCCGCGGUCCCCUCCUCCCCCAGGAUACUUCAUGGGGGAAGGGGGUCUGGGGCACAGCAGGCUGGGUUGCAGACCACCCCAGUCCCAGGGAAGGUGGGGUCCUGCCCCGAGGAUGCUGCAGCUGAGUUGUUGGGGGGGGUCCAUGUUGAUUGUGUGAAGGGUGUAGGGGCCACUGUCUCCCCUUGUCCUGUUGGGGAGGGGUGGCCAUUACUUGUCCCAGCCUGGGGCUCCCCCUUUGGUUUCCUAUUUGCAGUUACUUGAAUAAAAAUAUCCUUUUCUGGAA
Molecule: messenger RNA, 2717 nt
Organism: Dipodomys ordii (Ord's kangaroo rat)
Lineage: Eukaryota; Metazoa; Chordata; Mammalia; Rodentia; Heteromyidae
Gene: Hmga1
Product: high mobility group AT-hook 1
Exons: 4
Coding region: 1266-1589 (107 amino acids)
Biological process (GO): regulation of DNA-templated transcription
Cellular component (GO): nucleus; chromatin
Molecular function (GO): DNA binding; transcription coregulator activity
Source: RefSeq, a predicted model, not a curated record